UUGGCACCGGACUGUGCCCACGGCGCCUCGCCCAUCUCCCUCCCCCAGCUAAGCGGGGACCACUGUUCUCUACAUCCUUAAGUAGCCUGCGACCUGCUCGGACCCUUAGCAGUUCAAGGCUCCCAGUCUUUAGCUCCUCUUACCCUUCCCCUCUUCUUUCCCCCACCGCCAGCCGCCCGCCGACGCCCCCAGAUCUCUCGGGCUCGCCCUUCCUGAAAGUAGGCGAGGCCCAGAAGCUGAGGCUGGGGCGAGGAAGGAGGGAGGAGCGAAGCGCGGCGGCCGGGGGCGUGUCUUUCCAAGCCCCGCCCCCGGGUGCGCGCGGCGGUGGCGGCGGCGGCAGAGCCUCGCUCUGAGAGACAGUAUAAUGAGUAUGAUGAAUAUCACUGUACAUAAGUCUUUAUGCACAUCUCUGAUAUUUCCUUAGGAUAAAUGAGGAGCUGAUUCUUAAUCCUGUCAUAUUGAAUGGACAGCAAAUUAUGGAUGAACCUAUGGGAGAGGAGGAGAUUAAUCCACAAACUGAAGAAGGCAGUAUCAAAGAAAUUGCAAUCACACAUCAUGUAAAGGAAGGACAUGAAAAGGCAGAUCCUUCCCAAUUUGAACUUUUAAAAGUAUUAGGGCAGGGAUCAUUUGGAAAGGUUUUCUUAGUCAAAAAAAUCUCAGGCUCUGAUGCUAGACAGCUUUAUGCCAUGAAAGUAUUGAAGAAGGCCACAUUGAAAGUUCGAGAUCGUGUUCGGACAAAAAUGGAGCGUGAUAUCUUGGUAGAAGUUAAUCAUCCUUUUAUUGUCAAGUUGCAUUAUGCUUUUCAAACUGAAGGGAAGUUGUAUCUUAUUUUGGAUUUUCUCAGGGGAGGAGAUUUGUUUACACGCUUAUCCAAAGAGGUGAUGUUCACAGAAGAAGAUGUCAAAUUCUACUUGGCUGAACUUGCACUUGCUUUAGACCAUCUACAUAGCCUGGGAAUAAUCUAUAGAGACUUAAAACCAGAAAACAUACUUCUUGAUGAAGAAGGUCACAUCAAGUUAACAGAUUUUGGCCUAAGUAAAGAGUCUAUUGACCAUGAAAAGAAGGCAUAUUCUUUCUGUGGAACUGUGGAAUACAUGGCUCCCGAAGUAGUUAAUCGUCGAGGUCAUACUCAGAGUGCAGACUGGUGGUCUUUUGGUGUGUUAAUGUUUGAAAUGCUUACUGGUACACUACCUUUCCAAGGAAAAGAUCGAAAAGAAACAAUGACUAUGAUUCUUAAAGCCAAACUUGGGAUGCCACAGUUUUUGAGUCCUGAAGCCCAGAGUCUUUUACGAAUGCUUUUCAAACGAAAUCCUGCAAACAGAUUAGGUGCAGGACCAGAUGGAGUUGAGGAAAUUAAAAGACAUUCAUUUUUCUCAACAAUAGACUGGAAUAAACUGUACAGAAGAGAAAUUCAUCCGCCUUUUAAACCUGCAACUGGCAGGCCUGAAGAUACAUUCUAUUUUGAUCCUGAGUUUACUGCAAAAACUCCCAAAGAUUCACCGGGUAUUCCACCUAGUGCUAAUGCACAUCAGCUUUUUCGGGGGUUUAGUUUUGUUGCUAUCACCUCAGAUGAUGAAAGCCAAGCUAUGCAGACAGUUGGUGUGCAUUCAAUUGUGCAGCAGUUGCACAGAAACAGUAUUCAGUUUACUGAUGGAUAUGAAGUAAAAGAAGAUAUUGGAGUUGGCUCCUACUCUGUUUGCAAGAGAUGCAUACAUAAAGCUACAAACAUGGAGUUUGCAGUGAAGAUCAUUGAUAAAAGCAAGAGAGACCCAACAGAAGAAAUUGAAAUUCUUCUUCGUUAUGGACAGCAUCCAAACAUCAUUACUCUAAAGGACGUAUAUGAUGAUGGAAAAUAUGUGUAUGUAGUGACAGAACUUAUGAAAGGGGGUGAAUUGCUGGAUAAAAUUCUUAGACAGAAAUUUUUCUCUGAAAGAGAGGCCAGUGCUGUCCUGUUUACUAUAACCAAAACUGUUGAAUAUCUUCAUGCACAAGGGGUGGUCCACAGAGACUUGAAACCUAGCAACAUUCUUUAUGUGGAUGAAUCUGGCAAUCCAGAAUCUAUUCGAAUUUGUGAUUUUGGCUUUGCCAAACAGCUAAGAGCAGAAAACGGUCUUCUCAUGACUCCUUGUUAUACUGCAAAUUUUGUUGCACCGGAGGUUUUAAAACGACAAGGCUAUGAUGCUGCUUGUGAUAUAUGGAGUCUUGGUGUCCUCCUCUAUACAAUGCUUACUGGUUACACUCCAUUUGCAAAUGGCCCUGAUGAUACACCAGAGGAAAUAUUGGCACGGAUAGGCAGCGGAAAAUUCUCACUCAGUGGUGGUUACUGGAAUUCUGUUUCGGACACAGCAAAGGACCUGGUGUCAAAGAUGCUUCAUGUGGAUCCUCAUCAGAGACUGACUGCUGCCCUUGUGCUCAGACAUCCUUGGAUCGUCCACUGGGACCAACUGCCACAAUACCAACUAAACAGACAGGACGCACCCCAUCUAGUCAAGGGUGCUAUGGCAGCUACAUAUUCUGCUUUAAACCGUAAUCAGUCGCCAGUUUUGGAACCAGUAGGCCGCUCUACUCUUGCUCAGCGGAGAGGUAUUAAAAAAAUCACCUCCACAGCCCUGUGAAGUGACCUCAGUGAGCUAUUUGGUACCAUGGUGUAAGCUGAUAGCACAAGUUCUGGCGACAGGUAGCACAUAUCUGAGAGACACCUGCAAGCACACACUGUCCCAGCUGGUACCCAUAAUGCUGCUGCUCCUGCUGCUGCUCCUGCUUCCAUCUCUUCUCGCUUUAAAUGAUUGUUAGCAAGUUAGAUUUUCCUGGAGCUUCGGGUGAAAUGAAAAUGGAAACAUGAUGAAGACAUAUUCACUGAAUCAACAAGAAUAAUGAACAUAUGAAUACCACCUAAAAAUACACUGAAUAAAGUACUCUACACCAUAUAGCAUUAUUUUUAUAGGAAAUAUUUCAUGUCCCUGAAAUAUUCUUUGUUAGUUAUAGGGAUGGACAGUUUAUGUUAAGCACUUAGCUUAAACAAUCCGUUUCUAUUAGCACUGUAUCCCUUGUGCCAUCCAACAUUUUGUAUGUUUUUGUAAACAGUUCAUACACAGUACAUUUCUGUACUGCUUUCUUUAAUGUAUACAUGCUUUGUUUAACUUGGAAUCUAUUAUUAUUAAUCAAUUGACUAUUAAAUCGGGUUAAAUAGUUCACCUGGAUUAACAGUAUUGUUGGACAGCCCUAAAAAUGGCCAGAUUGUGGAACAGCUGUUGAAUGUAAUACUUCCAAAAUGUAUAUAUCUUUCCCCAUGUCUGUUUCACUGGUUCGUUCAUUUGUUUGUUUCUUAAAGUCAGGUGCUUUGUCAGACUAACUUAGAGAGCUGUUAUGGUAGAGAAAGUUAUCACGUGUGUGUGGCAUGACAUCAAGAGUACACCUAUGAAGUUAGUCCAUAUACGUUGCAACUCUUUAGGGUUCUUUUUUCCUUAAUUAAGGAAGUAGUUCUUGCACUUUUGAUCUUGAAUAGUAUCCAUACUUAGUAUUUGGCAUAUAAUUUGGGAUUUUUCCAAUAUACAUCAAAGGCCUUUAAGAGUUAUGGUGAAGAUAUUAGCGAAGGAAAAUUUAACAACAGGUCAUUCAAGUCCCAUUAGAUCUUUCAUGUUUAAAUAGAUCAAAUUGCAGAAUUUAGCGUAUGAAUAACAGGAUACCUGUUCUUGUAUACCUGCAAGAAAAGUAUGCUUUUUUGGAAAAAAGGUAAAUCAUAAUGAGUUCUAUCCCAUUACAAUGCUCUAUAUUAAACACUAAUUUGAAUGUAAUAAAGGCCACCAGCCUCACUAUGAAAUUGGAUUUAAACUUUCUUAUUUGAGGGAAUAAAACAUUCUUGAUCAAACAGUAUCUGUUCUCACCUGAAAUCAUAGCUCAAGUAGCCUAAGUGAAUGUUCACCAUUGAGUGUUUUCUGAAUUCCUUCUGAUGAUUUAUAGCCAUAUAACGCUUCCUUUAACUUCAGAAAUGAUCAGCUUUCAUAGUGGUGGUCACUGGGUCUGCUUAGAUUACAGUAUUCAUUACCUACAUCUGAUUUGGGUAGUUUCCACAAUUCUCUUUGAUUAAAGAAACUUUUGUAUCCA
Molecule: messenger RNA, 4104 nt
Organism: Odobenus rosmarus divergens (Pacific walrus)
Lineage: Eukaryota; Metazoa; Chordata; Mammalia; Carnivora; Odobenidae
Gene: RPS6KA3
Product: ribosomal protein S6 kinase, 90kDa, polypeptide 3
Exons: 23
Coding region: 477-2615 (712 amino acids)
Biological process (GO): intracellular signal transduction; protein phosphorylation
Molecular function (GO): ribosomal protein S6 kinase activity; ATP binding; magnesium ion binding
Source: RefSeq, a predicted model, not a curated record